Messenger RNA from Trichoderma harzianum CBS 226.95, 1740 nucleotides. RefSeq lists its product as hypothetical. The annotation marks the transcript as partial. NCBI's taxonomy places the organism in Eukaryota, Fungi, Ascomycota, Sordariomycetes, Hypocreales, Hypocreaceae. The transcript is spliced from 2 exons. The record is from RefSeq and is a predicted model, not a curated record.
AUGGAAGAUCUCCUAUUCGAGGAGUUUCCUCCUACCCCACCGGCUUCGGGUGAUCAAGUCAGAAAAGCAAUCGUGUUGAAAGUGGACUGGGAGUACGAUGACAACGCCCACUACGUCCCCGCUGCUUUACGCAAUAAGGUACCAGAUCAUCUUAAAAAAGAUGGUAAGAUAAUACUAGAGAAGGGGACUGAGGGAUUUCUCUAUGAAAUCAGUCCCAGCAAGCAAUGGGGUUCAGUGAUGUUCAUUGUUCAUGGUACUCGCAUACAUGUGGCGGUUAAGUUAAAAUACAUUACAAUCGGAGCCGAUUUCAGUCCAUUAUCGCUGAAAAACGCAAAAAGCCUUGAGCUCUUUCAAACAGAGCCACUUCCCAACUCUAACUAUCGCACCUACAACAGCAAUUUAAUGGACUCUUUUAUCCAUGCAAUUUGGUGCACCCUCCGGUCAAGAAUCAUAGAACUCCAUCGUCUCGGCAUAAGUACGGUCCUCUUAAACAAAUAUUUUGGGGAAGAUUUUCAACAAAAUAUAAAUACAAUCAUUCAAGGCUUCACACCUGCUGCACGUACAGUACUGCAAAACGGCGAUUUCUCAGUCAAUAACCUUCUUACUAUCGCUGAAGUAACAGAAGACUGGCCACCAGCAGGCCCUAUUAUUUAUAUUCGGCUCUAUGAUAAUGAAGUCCCAGGCACUCCUCGAAGCGCUGUUUAUGUUGGACAAACGAUAAAUGCCAUUAACCGCCUCAGAGAGCACAAUUGUACAACAAAUACUUCAAAUGGGUUACAUUAUCGGCAUGCUCGACGCUUUGCACCUGAACAUCGUCGUAUGUUACCGCUAUGCUCUUGGGACCAGGAUAUCCCACGUCAUGUGUUAAACAUGGCUGAGCAAACCGUGGUCCUCAUGUUCGGGUCAUAUUCGCCAAUGUCCCUGCCCACCAACUCCCUAAUGAGCGGUCGUCUUGGGUCCUAUUACCCGUUUAUAUCGUUCAUGAGAUCUCUCCGGCAUGAUCUUACGCAGAGGCUGCCAUGGGCGCCUUCCAUCAAUCUCUUAGGCCUGAAUGUUGCAACACCUCUCGCCGAGUCCAAGAAGCUUCGAUUAAUCCUUUGCACGCCGAGAAUACAACUCACUGGAAGCAUUAGGACAUUCACCCGAUACCGUACUCCCGUUAGUUUGAACACACACAAGGACCGCCAACAAGCAAGCUCUAUUACUUUAAACCUUCGCCAUAGUGGCCCUGACUAUAUGUACAUCGGACUGAGUAUUCCUUGGGAAGACAUCAACUCAAAGAACAUUCCUUCUAGCGGCUUUUUAGUCUAUGAAAUAAUGGACGACGGACAGCCUCAUCCCAGCCCGUGGAUUAGAAGUCCAGCUGUUGGGCCAUAUGAAGACUUCAUUCGAGCCUCAACCCUUGGUAUGCGCUAUGAAUGGCAUGAUAAAGUGCAGAAUGUUUGGCUUUCAAUAAGUAUACAUAAGCCAGGAUGCACUGCGAUGCUUAUCAGAGCCUUGAAGGCCAAUAACGUUGAGAUUAGCCUCGCGAUGUGGAGGCAACCUUUGCAUAUAAUCCAAGCCCUUAAAGGUAUUACUUACACGGACUACCGACCCAACGAGGGAUUUUAUAAGCAGUUAAACUUCGGAUUGAUUAAGGUAAUCCAGGUCCAAACCGACCACCUUAAACAGACGUACCAAUUGGUUGAAAGGCCGGAAAUACUCCAGUCCUUUCCUAAAAAAGCAACUUGGUCUUAUAAC